AUGGCGGAGCUGGAGGUGGGGCAGCACUGCGGCGUGCCCGAGUGCCGCCAGCUCGAUUUUCUUCCCUUCGUAUGCGAUGGCUGUUCAGGCAUCUUUUGCCUUCAGCACAGGAGCUGGGAUGCUCAUGGGUGUUCUGAGGUGAAUAUAAGAAACAGUUCUGUGAAACCUGAUCAGCACAGAUCUUACCCAUGCUCAUACAAGGACUGCAAUGGAAAGGAGCUUUUGCCAGUGUUGUGUCCUUACUGUGAAAAACAUUUUUGUCUCAGACAUCGUCAUCAAUCAGACCAUGAAUGUGAGAAGCUGGACACACCAAAACCUCGAAUGGCUGCCACCCAGCAGCUUGUUCAACAUAUUAUAGAUUCUAAAAAGAGUGACGAAGUGAAAAGCAAAAAACGUAAAGGAGCAAAAAACAGUGAGACAGCAGCAAAAGUGGCAUUAAUGAAACUGAAAAUGCACGCAUGUGGGGACAAGUCCUUGCCUCAGACAGAAAGAAUUUACUUUCAAGUAUUUUUACCAAAAGGGAGCAAAGAGAAAAGCAAACCCAUGUUCUUUUGCAGUAAGUGGAGUAUUGGCAAAGUAGUAGAUUUUGCAGCUUCCUUAGCAAGCCUUAAAAAUGACAACAACAAAUCAACGUCCCAGAAACUGAGAUUAUGCCAUACUGCCUCUGGAGAAGCCUUGCCAUUUGAGCACACACUGGAAACAUGGCUAUCUGAUAAAGACUAUCCACUGUACAAUGGAGGGAAUAUAAUUCUGGAGUAUCUUGAUAAUGAUGUUCUAUUUAUAGAAGAUACAGAAUCCUACUUUAGUUAGUCAAUAAAUUUUUACAAAAAUAAAAAAAAUCCAGUAUUUUUUAGAAGCAUGGUAUUAAAAAGCAAGUCCAGUGUUCUUUUAAAAUCACUGGUAUGCCAGAAUCUGUCUUCCAUUGUAAAGACACAAUUUCAAUCAGUUUCUCAGUUGCUUGACUGACAGAAGAACUAUGUCCUGAAGGGAAAAUUAUAAUAACUAAUAUUACAGGUAUUCACAUUCUAGAAUAAAUUCUUGCUCUAUUGAGCUGUAUAAUAUCAAUAUUU
Molecule: messenger RNA, 1070 nt
Organism: Onychostruthus taczanowskii (white-rumped snowfinch)
Lineage: Eukaryota; Metazoa; Chordata; Aves; Passeriformes; Passeridae
Gene: ZFAND1
Product: zinc finger AN1-type containing 1
Exons: 8
Coding region: 1-810 (269 amino acids)
Biological process (GO): cytoplasmic stress granule disassembly
Cellular component (GO): cytoplasm; cytoplasmic stress granule
Molecular function (GO): zinc ion binding
Source: RefSeq, a predicted model, not a curated record